Molecule: messenger RNA, 1380 nt
Organism: Henningerozyma blattae CBS 6284
Lineage: Eukaryota; Fungi; Ascomycota; Saccharomycetes; Saccharomycetales; Saccharomycetaceae
Gene: CEM1
Product: fatty acid synthase CEM1
Exons: 1
Coding region: 1-1380 (459 amino acids)
Biological process (GO): fatty acid biosynthetic process
Molecular function (GO): 3-oxoacyl-[acyl-carrier-protein] synthase activity
Source: RefSeq, a predicted model, not a curated record
AUGAGCAAAUUGAAUAGAGUAGUUGUCACAGGUUUAGGGUGCAUGACACCUCUAGGUAGAACUGUGGGGCAAUCUUGGAACAACUUACUGAAAGGUAAUUCAGGGUUAGUUCCAGUGACUUCCUUGACAAAUUAUGCAGAUGAUUUCGAACAGUUCAAGAAACAUAUUCCAGAUAGUGUUAAUGUUGGCGUUAUACCAAGCCAAAUUGACAAUAAUUCAAAUAUUCCAGAUAGUUUAUUAAAUGAUCAGGAUAGGAGAAGGAUGUCAAAGUUUUCUCAAUUAGCUAUAACGUCUUCCUACGAGGCAUUGAAAGAUGCUAGUCUAUUAAACACCCCUGAUCAGAUCACUAUUUCAGAUUCGAUAGAUUUAAAUCGGUUUGGUUGUAUUAUUGGAUCUGGUAUAGCUUCAAUUAAUGAUAUUUUCGAAGCUACUAAAAAUUUAGUAAUUGAUCCUAAUAAGAAGAUAUCUCCUUUUUUCAUCCCAAAGAUUUUAACAAACAUGGCUGCUGGUAAUGUUUCUAUCAAGUUUAAAUUAAAAGGUCCCUUACAUUCCUCUUCUACAGCAUGUGCCACAGGAAACAACUCUAUUGGUGAUGCAUAUAAUCUAAUUCGAUUGGGGAAGCAAGAUCUUUGUAUUGCUGGCGCUACUGAAGCUGCUAUCCAUCCCUUAUCAUUAAUCGGAUUUUUAAGAGUCAAGAGUAUAACUGUUGAUGGGAUUUCAAGACCAUUUGAUGAUGAAAGGUCGGGCUUUGUAUUAUCAGAAGGUUGUGGAAUGUUAGUAUUGGAAAAUUUGGAACAUGCACAAAGGAGAAAUGCCAAAAUAUAUGCUGAGAUUAUAGGUUAUGGGUUAUCAAGUGAUGGAUAUCAUAUCACUACACCAAGCAAAAACGGCGAAGGUGCAAGGAGAGCUAUAGAGAUGGCUUUACAAGAAGGUGCGGAUUCCAAUCAUAAUUUCAACAAUUCAAAGAUUUAUAUAAAUUCACAUGCCACUUCUACAAAAUUAGGAGAUGAAGCUGAAAUUAUUGCUAUUAAGAAUUCUAUAAUUGAUAAUCCAAUUAAAGAUCUAAAUUUCCAAAAGGGGUACGUUUCAAGUAAUAAAGGUGCUAUUGGACAUCUAUUAGGCGCUGCAGGUGCAGUGGAAAGCAUAUUUAGCAUUUUGUCUCUUCAAAAGGGUCAAUUACCAAAUACUUUAAAUUUACAAAAUGUGGACGGACUUGUUCAAAAUUGCAAUAUUGGGGAAUAUAUUGAACCUGAAAAAUUGAAAAUUUUAAUGCACCAUGAAAAUGGUAUUGUGGAUAAUGAAAUUAAUUAUUCUAUAUGUAAUAGUUUUGGAUUUGGUGGCGUGAACACUUCGUUGUUAUUCAAAAAAUGGAUACCUUAG